Phalacrocorax carbo (great cormorant) is the source of this 6002-nucleotide messenger RNA. The record is from RefSeq and is a predicted model, not a curated record. NCBI's taxonomy places the organism in Eukaryota, Metazoa, Chordata, Aves, Suliformes, Phalacrocoracidae.
AACGCCGUCUCCGCGGCCGGGCCGGGCCGGGCGAGCGCGGCGGUCUCCGGCGGCGGCGGCUGCUGAGGCGAGCGACGAAGGCCGGGGAUUAACGGCAUCGCACCGAGCGUGUGGGCCCGUAUGGGGGGGUGGGUGUGUGCGUUGGGCCGCCGGUUGAUUUCGGCGCUGUCGUCGUUUUAAGGCGCGAUGUCGAAUCCCGGUACCCGCCGGAACGGUUCCAGUAUCAAGAUCCGCCUCACAGUAUUAUGUGCCAAGAAUCUUGCAAAGAAAGAUUUCUUCAGACUUCCUGACCCAUUUGCAAAAAUAGUUGUCGAUGGGUCAGGUCAGUGCCAUUCAACUGACACUGUGAAGAACACGUUGGACCCCAAAUGGAACCAGCAUUACGAUCUAUAUGUUGGGAAGACAGAUUCCAUAACCAUCAGUGUAUGGAACCAUAAAAAAAUCCACAAGAAACAGGGAGCUGGCUUCCUGGGGUGCGUCCGCCUCCUCUCCAAUGCCAUCAGCAGGCUAAAAGAUACUGGAUACCAGCGUUUGGAUCUAUGCAAACUAAACCCCACAGACACCGAUGCUGUGCGAGGCCAAAUAGUGGUCAGUUUACAGACACGGGACAGAAUAGGCACAGGAGGUUCUGUAGUAGACUGUAGAGGGCUUCUGGAGAAUGAAGGUUUCCCCAUUUUCAGAACGGUUUAUGAAGAUUCUGGCCCAGGAAGGCCGCUGAGCUGUUUUAUGGAGGAACCAGCACCAUAUACAGACACUACGGGGGCCGCUGGCGGAGGCAACUGUCGCUUCGUAGAGUCCCCCAGUCAAGAUCAGAGGCUUCAGGCACAGCGACUUCGGACUCCUGAAGUCAGAGGUCAUGUACAGACACCUCAGAACAGACCGCAUGGUCACCAGUCGCCUGACCUACCAGAAGGCUACGAACAAAGAACAACGGUACAGGGACAGGUCUAUUUUUUGCACACUCAGACUGGAGUUAGCACAUGGCAUGACCCUAGGAUACCAAGAGACCUUAACAGUGUGAAUUGUGAUGAACUAGGACCUUUGCCUCCAGGUUGGGAAGUUAGAAGUACAGUUUCAGGAAGAAUAUAUUUUGUAGAUCAUAACAACAGAACCACACAAUUUACAGAUCCACGACUACAUCACAUCAUGAACCAUCAAUGCCAGCUAAAAGAGCCCAGCCAGCAGCCUCUGCCAGCUCCAAAUGAGGGGUCACUAGAAGAUGGUGAGGAGUUGCCUGCACAAAGAUAUGAAAGAGACUUGGUACAAAAGUUGAAAGUUCUUAGACAUGAGCUCUCUCUUCAGCAACCGCAGGCUGGUCACUGCCGCAUUGAAGUAUCCAGAGAGGAAAUAUUUGAGGAAUCCUACCGUCAGAUAAUGAAGAUGAGGCCAAAGGACUUGAAAAAGAGGCUUAUGGUGAAAUUUCGAGGAGAGGAAGGCCUGGAUUAUGGAGGAGUAGCAAGAGAAUGGUUGUAUUUACUGUGCCAUGAAAUGUUGAAUCCCUAUUACGGACUCUUCCAGUACUCCACAGAUAAUAUUUACAUGCUGCAAAUCAAUCCAGACUCUUCUAUCAAUCCUGACCAUUUGUCUUAUUUCCAUUUUGUUGGUCGGAUAAUGGGUUUGGCUGUGUUCCAUGGACACUAUAUCAAUGGCGGUUUCACAGUUCCCUUUUACAAACAGCUUCUGGGGAAGCCCAUUCAGCUCUCUGAUCUGGAAUCCGUUGACCCAGAAUUACACAAAAGUUUGGUCUGGAUCUUAGAGAAUGACAUCACCCCAGUUCUGGACCAUACUUUUUGUGUGGAACACAAUGCUUUCGGGCGGAUUUUACAGCAUGAACUCAAACCAAAUGGCAGGAAUAUUCCAGUGACAGAAGAGAACAAGAAAGAAUAUGUCAGGUUGUAUGUAAACUGGCGAUUUAUGAGAGGAAUAGAGGCACAGUUUCUGGCUCUGCAGAAGGGUUUUAAUGAACUUAUUCCUCAACAUCUGCUUAAGCCUUUCGACCAGAAGGAACUUGAGCUAAUCAUAGGAGGCCUGGAUAAGAUAGACCUGAAUGACUGGAAGUCAAACACACGUCUAAAGCACUGCAUGGCAGAUAGCAAUAUCGUGAAGUGGUUCUGGCAAGCAGUGGAAACGUUUGAUGAAGAAAGGAGGGCAAGGCUGCUGCAGUUUGUGACGGGUUCGACGCGUGUCCCACUUCAAGGUUUCAAGGCUUUACAAGGUUCUACAGGCGCUGCAGGACCCAGACUGUUUACCAUCCAUUUAAUAGAUGCAAACACAGACAACCUUCCAAAAGCCCACACUUGCUUUAACCGGAUUGACAUUCCGCCUUAUGAGUCAUACGAGAAGCUUUAUGAGAAGCUGUUGACAGCUGUGGAAGAGACAUGUGGGUUUGCUGUGGAGUGAAAAAGCAACCAAAGGAAACAGAUGCUAGCUCAUGGACCACCAAAUCAAAAGCUAGAAGAAGCUUGCUGUGAACUUCCUGCUAAGCUGUCUGAAGCAUCGGAACUCUAGACAACUUAGAGAUGGGGCUGUUUCCCUUCCGCUGCUGGUGGAUGAGGGUGGGGGUAGGGGCUUUUGUUGGUGGUUUCCAACUCUAUUUUCUCCCCUUUGUUACAAUAACCCCUCCCCUCUUCUUCCAUCCCCCAUAAAAUGAAAUGCAGCCAAGUUCAGCAUUUGGCUUUGGUUACACAGGAUAUUCUGCUAGAUUUGUAACACAUAUUGUGAUAGGGUCAGUGACCUGUGGGUUUUUUUAAUAGGAGAAUCAAAGUGUAAUUAAGAAUGAGCUUGAUUUGCUGAGGACUUGCGACUGGUAGGUGUACCUGGCUAGGUUGUCUUAAAUCAAGCUUGAGCCCUUGUAGAGUCCAGCAGGUGCAGAGUGUCUGACUGGCACUGGAAUUUGCAUUGCACAUUUUAAACACCUGUUUAAAAAGUAAACUUCUAGCAGAAAAUACCUCCGUAUGAACAUUUAACUGAAACGUAAAGAAAUCCAAGCUCUGCCUUAGCAGGAAGCUCCCAGUGGAAGCUGUGGCUCACCUUGAGAAAAGUGAAGGAAUCUGGGACAGCUUAAAUGGUAUUGUAUGAUUUCUCUUUGGUUGUCCUGGCUGAAAUCUAAUUGUUUUGCACAUGAAAACAAUUAUUUCCUCCUGCAGAAUUACUUUCCAUCGUUCAUUCAGAUGUAAGUACCUUGCAGAGAAGCCUUGUAAGGAGGAGACAGAGGAUAAAAAUCUGUUCAAUCCCAAAGCUGUGAUUUCUGUGCCACUGUUUUACCCAAGAUGUGUUUGUGUGACUUUGAAUUCUAAGACUCACAUGGAAAUCGCUAAAAGCUAAGUCAACAGAGCAGAGUUCUGUUCUGAAGUUUUGGGCCUUGGGAAAGGUUUAUUUGGAGGUUGAGGUGAAAGGGUAACUAUAUAGUGAGUACAUCUUAAAUGUUACGGGAAGCUAUUGGAAGAAUUCAUUACUUCAGUUCUGUAGGGAUGAGAAUUUCUCCAGAGAGCCAUAUAAGGCUAUUUUUUCAAAUAUCUGAAACUAAUAUUAAAAGGUUUGUUCUUUAACACAUUGCUAAAACGACUUCCCAGGGGAAACAAAAGCAAAUCAAAUACCUGAAUCACUAACACAUUUUCCAGUUUGCACACCAAGAUGAGACAGUGUUUUAACAAAUAACAUGGCUUCAGAAAGACCCAGUUAUCUAUCAAACACGUCUAAGCUUAAGUAAAGCAGACUUGCUUGUAUAGGAUUGUUUUUUUUUUUUCUUUGGCAAGCCUGAUUUUUAGGAGAUUCAUUACUGAGACAUUUAACAGAUGUUAUGAUUAUGGAAUAGUGCAUUGAAAUUCAGCUGUGGGUAAGAGAUUGUUCUUAGAAGAUGUCUACUGGAAUACUUCUAUUUUGUCUUUUUUUAAUUGAAUUUGAUAAUAGCUUUAAACUGUGAUAGGACAGAAAGUAGACACUUGUCAAAACCCUGGCAUCUUUCUCUGUUUUGUUUGUUUGUGGUUUUCUUUUUUCCAUUGACCAUAAUUCUUGUGAUGUGUUGUUGGGAGUAAGGAUUGCAUCGGAGGUGUAAAAUUGUACCAUAUUGUGAGAUUUGCACGGGGCGGCUAAAGAUGCUCAUCCUGCAAGGCUGUACAGGAGAGGCGUAUUUAGACCCAUGUUCUGUAGGAAUCUUUUGGCACUUGGGGACCAGUUUCUGCAGUACUGGUUGUGGGGACGUAAAUGAAACUAUGUGACUCUUUUGCAGAAAAGAGAGGAGAUGCAGCUCUCCGGAGAGAAGCGUCUGUACGGUCUUGGGCUGAGUAGCAGAAUCCCCACAGCCCUGGCUUUUCAAAAUGGCUGUGAAGUCGUACCUGUUCAUAGCGUGUAUUUAAUCCUUUCAGUAUGUUUGAAUGUGCAAUAAACCAGUCAGAUAGGAAAAAAAGCAAAAUGGAUUAUUGCCCAAAAGCUUUGCAUGCAGUCUCAUGUGGAUUUUUCACUAAAAGAGUUUAAAAAAAAAGAUACUAAAGCCCACUACUAAUAAAAAUCCUAUCACACAAGCUCUACGUGCAGCACAACUGGCUCAGUAAAAAUCAAGCGAGGUGAAGGUAAAAUCUGUAGGUCAAGUAGCUUCAUGUCAAUGACACAGUUGACGUACGAUAGUUCCUAAUGUCUUUGCUAGGUCAGUGUUUUAAUGAAUGCACAAAAUAAGAAUAGGCAAGGAUUGUUGUUUUGAAAAAUCCGUCUGGUUUUUUUGCUGUAUUUAAAGCCCUUGUCAAGGUACCUCCUCCAUGCUGACAGUAACGAGAACAGGGCACUGUCUGUUUUAAUUAUUUCAGUUCUCUUUUUGAACAGCUUCACCACCUCUCCCGUCGUGUUGUCUUUGCAAUUUUGUGCCACUUCAGUGACGAUGAAGAUGUUUUUUGUACUGUUCCGUACGUGCGUUUGAGGCAGGCCUUAAAGCUGGUUGGGUGGAUGGAGGAAAACGAAGUGAGGCAGAAUGGGUUUUAAGCGAUGGCUUCGUCCUCCUGUGGCCGGUUUCAGGGCCAGGGAAGGGUGAAACGCAAACAAGAGUUUGGUUGGCUUGAGCCAUCGACUCUCUGAGGCCUCGGGAGCUGUUCGCAUAACCUCAGCUGUCUGAAUUUGUACGUUUAUUCCCACGUGGUCUGCCAGCACUUCAACUGGUGGUUACUUCUCAAACUUGCCCAAAGAAUAACAUCGAGUUUGGUGUUCGUUUUGUCAUUACGCCUUCCAUCUUGUGCACAGAUACUCUUGGAUCUGACCUGAAGGAAAUACAAGGUACAGCGUGUCUUUCGUUCCUGUCCUAAAGGCAAACCUAAAAGCUGGUCCGUUGGCACAGACCUUCAGUGCUUGCCCCGAUACUGCUCAUCAGCCUAUACUAUAUGCUCAGGGAUGUAGGAAACCACCACUUCGCUCGUGUUUUAAAUCGGGAAGAAACGAGACUGUUUUAUGAACGUUAGCGUUAACUUGGGCAUUAUGUUAGAGGAGACCCUGCUUCGAAAAGGCUGCUCAAAGCUCCGGAUGGUGAAAUCGGCGUUUGCUCAGCAGUAUGUACUUUGUUCAAGUCGAGGUGGUUAUGAGAUCCAACAGAUUUUGUAAAUGAGCGAUCCAGCCACCGGGCCCUCUGGAGCCAGUGCCCAGGUUCAGGGCUGUGUGGCACAGCAAGUUCCCAGAAACACAGUAUGGAUCUGGUUUUAAUUUGUUAAUUUUUUUUUUUUGUUCCUCAACCACUUUAUAAUGUAUUUUUUUAAUUUAUUAUUUUGUAAUGUCAUGUUUAAGUAUUGCUGCUAUCCUUGUUAUUCUUCCCACUGUUUUUAUUGCAGAUUUAUUUUGUGGAAGUUGUACACUAAUGUUUCAUUUUAUGUCUAAAUCAAAGUAUUUAAAGAAAUACUAGUUCUAUUUAAUGUGGUUAUGGAACCAGCUGGAAUAAACAGUGAUUGUAUAGUAGGCUGGACCCAGGAGGUCAUGUUCAUUUUUGUUACAUAUGCAAUAAACUCACAACUUUAAACUCUUGGUAUCCA